AUGGCUACCUUCCAGAUUCCACCUCCGAGAAAUGACGACUAUCAAGCCAUCUCUCGAUUGAUGAAGACUACCUCCGAGCAGGAAAACAGAUCACGACAAUAUCAAGGGCUAUUGGAGUCCAGAAUUCGUGAGGAGCAGGCUACAAACCGACAGAUUUCAGAUCGCUGCACCUGGUUGGAGUCCAUUAUCCGGAAAACCAACGAAUACUGCACCGAGAUCUCGUGA
This is a messenger RNA of Aspergillus chevalieri, 225 nucleotides long. RefSeq lists its product as uncharacterized. Bases 1 to 225 code for a protein of 74 amino acids. The transcript is spliced from 2 exons. Lineage: Eukaryota; Fungi; Ascomycota; Eurotiomycetes; Eurotiales; Aspergillaceae. The record is from RefSeq and is a predicted model, not a curated record.